This is a messenger RNA of Pseudocercospora fijiensis CIRAD86, 1713 nucleotides long. RefSeq lists its product as uncharacterized. Gene Ontology annotation, cellular component: cytoplasm. The coding region runs from base 150 to 1484 and encodes 444 amino acids. Gene Ontology annotation, molecular function: pyridoxal phosphate binding. Gene Ontology annotation, biological process: transsulfuration; 'de novo' L-methionine biosynthetic process. NCBI's taxonomy places the organism in Eukaryota, Fungi, Ascomycota, Dothideomycetes, Mycosphaerellales, Mycosphaerellaceae. The record is from RefSeq and is a predicted model, not a curated record. The transcript has a single exon.
UCGCCCUCAUUCGAGUCACACUAGAGAAGUGGGCAAUAACAACACUCACCGAGUCGCUUUCAACAACGCCCAACAUUCCUCACAGGUGACAUCAGCGUGUAGAGGUCUCUAGUCCUCUAUAAAAACUACCACCACUCUCUACAACCACAAUGGGCUCCAAGCACGUCGCCAAUGGCAUCGGGAAAGCCAUGCAGCAUCUCGACAUCGACGGGCACGAACUGCCACCUUCGCCGGCACCCUCCUCGCCUUCGAACGGCCGCAGGUACAACUUUGCGACCGAGCUCGUGUUCACCGAGAGCGGCGACCAGUACGGCUCCAGCAGCAUGCCCAUCUACCAGACGGCCACCUUCAAAGGUCUUCCCGGGCAAGAGUACGAUUACACCCGUAGCGGCAACCCAACGAGGUCGCAUCUAGAGCGGCAUAUGGCGAAGAUCAUGGGCGCCAACAGAGCGUUGGUCGCUGGCUCGGGCAUGGGAGCUCUCGACAUCAUCACCAGGCUUCUCAAGACUGGCGAUGAGGUCGUCACCGGCGACGAUCUGUACGGCGGAACCAACAGACUUCUCACCUACCUGAAAAGGAGUCAAGGAAUUGUAGUCCACCACGUCGAUACCACGAAAGUGGAUGUCGUCAAGGCUGCGAUUACGGAGAGGACUGCCAUGGUGCUGCUGGAGUCGCCCACGAACCCUCUGAUCAAGAUUUGCGACAUCAAUGCCAUUUCAACAGCGGCGCACGAUGUCAGUUCGAAGAUCAUUGUCGCGGUGGACAAUACCAUGCUCUCGCCAUACCUUCAAAAUCCACUCGAUCUGGGUGCAGACAUUGUCUACGAGUCGGGCACAAAGUAUCUCUCCGGUCACCACGAUGUCAUGGCUGGGGUGAUUGGAGUGAAUGAUGUGAAGCUGGGCGAUGAUCUGUACUUUAUGAUCAACAGCACGGGCUGUGGCCUGGCGCCGUUUGACAGCUGGUUGCUACUUCGUGGCGUCAAGACUCUCGCCGUGCGCAUGGACAAGCAGCAGUCCAACGCCAUGGCAAUUGCGGCGUAUCUUGAGAACCACGGCUUCAAGGUGCGCUAUCCUGGCCUGCGAUCGCACCCACAAUAUGCGCUUCAUUGGAGCCAGGCACGCGGUGCAGGCGCCGUGUUGUCAUUCGAGACUGGCUCUAUUGAGCUGUCCGAGCGCAUUGUGGAGAGCACCAAGCUCUUUGGCAUUAGCGUUUCAUUUGGCUGCGUCAAUUCACUCAUUUCCAUGCCUUGUCGCAUGAGCCAUGCAAGCAUUGACCCAGCGACGAGAAAGGAACGCGCACUGCCAGAGGACAUCGUUCGAUUGUGCAUUGGCAUUGAGGACCUGGAGGACUUGCGUGAUGAUCUGACACAGGCACUUGUCAGGGCAGGAGCUGUCAAGCUGACAGCUGACAGCUUUAGAGCGCUGAACGCACAUGAGGUCGAGGGUGAGAGCGGGACGACCACACAGGUGGUGGAUGAGCCUUGAGCAUCUCGCGAACUGUAUUAUGUAGUGCUUGGCGACUGGCAGCGGCCAGCGCAUCAACACGACACCGAGAGCUGUUACUUUCAAUCACGUCACCGCCCGAUGAGCAUGUUUGAUGAGCAUGUUUUGGGGGGGCGCAUCGCAAUCAGUGUCUGGUUGGAACAGUCGCUUGGCUUUCGAACAUGGAUGUCGAAUCGUCGAUACCUGAGGACCAAUACAGAUGUACGCAGUG